CGAGAGCAUCGUGACAGACAAGGUUUCGCCGCGUGGGCUGACAAAGGGAGCUUCAUCACCUGCCUCCGCCAAUCUAAGCCACGACUUUGCCUGCAGAUCGGUGUUCGUAUACACAUAGAUAGCGUCAUGCUACCAACAACACCACACCUUCAACCUUCGCUGUUCACUGCACAGCCCGACGGCUCGAACGUCACGCUCUAUUAUCCUCACGUACAGUCAUCGUACGCAUGAAUUGGCGCGUUCAAGUCACGCUGGUGUGGACCAUACCGGGAAUGUAGAUUAGACACUCGUCAGACAGGAUUUACUGCAACUAAGAUACCCUCACGUCUCGCGACCAACGACUUCUCCGUCCUCACGUUCGUCACCUUAGGACCAAACGAUCGAUAACAUUAGCAUCGGCGACAUCCACGAGCGAUAAUGCCGCCGAGAUAUUUCCGCAACGAUGCUGAGGAGCUCGUGAGUCGAGAUCCCCGCCGUCAAUUGGAGGCCUCGCUCAAGCGCCUCGUCACAAACCAUCCUCCCUCCAAAGUCAAACUCGGCGGUGGGAUUUUCAAAGGUCCCGUCAGCGUCGCCUUCGUCUUCCUCGUGCUGCAACAAUUAUACCACGACCUCGUCAUCGAAGGCGAGCACAUGGGCGCUUGGGCUGCAGCCUAUCUCAAGCAAGCUCAAGAAAAUAUCAAAUCCUACCCGGGACCCGAAGUAGGAAAAUGCGGCAUCACAGACGACAUCCUCUCCCUCCUCGCCAUCAGCGCGGCUAGUACCAAGGAUGCGGACUUGGUCGCCAGCCUGUGCGAUUACUCCUCCGAGGUCAUCGACCCGGGGAGUGAGAAUGAACUGCUCUAUGGCCGAGCGGGGUACCUCUACCUCCUACGUCUAGUGAAAGCGUCAUUCGCGGACGAUCCGGACACCCUGCAACUCAUCACCGACACACAAGACGAUGUCGUCGACGCAAUUCUCGAUUCGCCUCGACCGUGGAAGUGGCGCUCUAAAAACUACAUCGGUGCUGUACAUGGUGCCAUGGGCAUCAUAACGCAAGUCGUUUUGACUAACCCGGCACGGUACGCGGAAAAGGUCCAGGCGGAGCUGGCUGUCACUUUAUCAUAUCAGUAUCCCAGUGGUAACUUUCCAAGCACGGUGCCACCGGAACGCGAUCGCCUCGUGCAGGUAUGUCACGGUGCGCCGGGAGUCAUCAUCAGUCUUUUGAGUAUCCGUGAUUACUUCCCACAAUUGCACGAGAAGAUCGACAAGGCCAUUGCGCGAGGCCGGGAGUGUAUCCUUGAGCGCGGUCUGCUGACGAAAGAGCCUUGUAUUUGCCACGGAAUCUCCGGAAAUGCAUUGGCUCUCGAACAGAAGCAAUUCGAGCACUUCUUAUCCUUCACGACAGGCAAGGAAAUGGAGUCGCUGAAGCGGGAUAACAUGUUGGAUCCCUCGGAUUCACCAGAAAGUCUUUACGGUGGCGAAGCAGGUAGAGCUUGGUGCUGGGCUGUUGCGGAUCUGGGACUUCCGAUGCGGAUACUUGGUUAUAAUGACCUUUGAUGAUUGCAACGUUGGUGAUCUGGUCGCAAUAUGGGAGCACAGGAAAUACUUGUGCGACGAUCUGGGAAAUUCGGAAUUGCUGGUACUACUGUGCGGUACCGAAUCCAGACGUCAGGUUUGAACGGUAUGCAUGAUCGUCCCAAAAACGCAGAAGUCCUGUAAGGCGGCUUUGGUUGAUUGCAUGCUUCGCCGAUGCACCCAUUCUGAAGGAGGGAAAUGAUAAGUAAAUGAUUGGAAUCCAGCGCUCAUCCCCGGCGCCGUCGCUUCUGCUUCGUCACUGUCUGCUCGACUUCGAAGACUUUGGACUCGUCGUCUUCGAGCUCUCUUUUCACCGCUUUCUCGAGAAAGUUUUCCGUCUUGAU
Molecule: messenger RNA, 1898 nt
Organism: Dissoconium aciculare CBS 342.82
Lineage: Eukaryota; Fungi; Ascomycota; Dothideomycetes; Mycosphaerellales; Dissoconiaceae
Exons: 3
Coding region: 418-1536 (372 amino acids)
Biological process (GO): peptide modification; carbohydrate metabolic process
Cellular component (GO): plasma membrane
Source: RefSeq, a predicted model, not a curated record